AUUUAAAGCAAAAGAAAACUGAAAAACUGAGGGCUUGGACAUAAAAAGGGAGGUGGUGGCUCAGUGGUUCAGGAAGUGGACUUGGGUCCAGAAGGUUUCAGGUUCUAGUCCCCCAGCUGUCAAGUUCCCACUGAGGUGCUCUGUCAUGGCUCCGUCUCCACUCACUGCUCCCUGGUUCUUAAAGCUGCCACUGUUCACUGUGGCGAUGGGUUAAAAACAGAGGUCACAUCUGGUUGUGUGCAGUGGUGAGCUGUGUCACACUGACAGGGAGUUCACUCUUCAUUGUUUAUUCUCAGUAGUCAGGAAACGAAACCUAUCAGAACGUUUACAUGACUCCACCCUCCUGACUAUUAAAACUGGUGACAUUCAUGAAGUAGAAACUGUUGCGCAGUUUGCACACAGAAGACGGUGGCAUCAAGGAACAUUGUUCAAACUUGAUUUCUACUCCAGGAUCAGCAAGAAUCAUGUCUGACAAUCUCCAAGUGGAUGUUCAGCACGUAAUCCUCUGUGACAUGUGUCCAGAGGAGGACAGGAAACCAGCCAGGAAGACCUGCAUGAAGUGUGAGAUCUCCAUGUGUGCCCCUCACCUGCAGGUCCACCUGACCACACCUGUGUUACUGCAGACUCAUCCUUUGACUGAACCUAUGGCUUUGUGUGGCUCCACCAAAUGCCCUCUUCAUGGCAAGCUCCUGGAGUACUACUGCCUGGACGAUAUGACCACCGUUUGUGUUUCCUGUGCCAUUGAAGACCAGCACCGCCUGCACAACAUGAAGACCUUCUCCACCGCCCACAAGGAGCUCCUGGAAAAGCUCAAAGAUAAGCAGCAGGCCCUGUUGGUGAAGAUGAGUGACGAGAGCGAUGACAGUGAUGAGAAUAUGAGCCUGGAAAUGUGGGAGAAGAAUGAACGAGAGAAGCUGAGCGGUCGUUGCGUGCGUCUCAUUGAAGCCCUGACCAACCUUCGGGACAUUUCUCUGAACAGUGUCCAAAGUUCUGUCUCGGCUCGUAUGGUGGCACUAAAAACCAGCCGGAACAGCAUGCAGGCGGCACAGAACGAGACGGACACCUUCCGCUUCUUGCAGAUGUACUCCCAGGUGCAUCAGGACAUGGAAAAGGCCAAGGCUGUGGAUCUGACGAGAGGCCUGGAGCCUGGCAGCGCUCGAGAUAAGCUCGUCCAUGAAAUCAUUGAGAAAGGUGAAGAAAUAAGAGAUCAGGCAGACCUUCUCUGGGAAUCCUUGUUGACAAUGGUUGAUCCUGACCAGGUGUUUUUCAUCUCUAGUCCAGACCUGAUCUUUGAGCCCCAUUGUUUUGACCAAUGCAUGUCACUCUCUGAAGACAAGAGGAAGGUUUUCUUCAACACUUGGUUGGGUCAGUGCUCUGCUACCCUUGCGAUCCGCAGUACAGGAAUAGUUCCUAACUUUCAGAGGUGGAUGGUCAGUAUCUCCAAAGAGAUAAAUUGGACCAUCGGCCUCUGUGCCACACAGUCUCUGAAUUACUGGAGGAACGGACCUGUAUUUGGGUUGUCCUGCAAGAACAACCAGCUCAGCUCUCUGGUAACAGUGUUUAAUGCUAAUGCCCAAAACACUGGCUCCAGUCCUCACUCUGUGGUUUCAUCUGAGCUAACUGACACCCAGGGACAGGGUAAUGAUCAAGAUGUACCAGCAGAAGAAGUGGUUGAAGUGUUUUUGGAUGUUGAUGUUCCUUCACUGUCCUUUUUUAGAAGAACUGGUAAGUACCAGAGGGAAGAGCUAACCACAAUCCGGGAGAACGUGGACAAAUCAGAUCUGGUUCCCUUUGUUCACCUUGAGAUGAAUGUCCAAAACAAAAAAUAUCCAAGUGUUUCACAGAAAAGCGUGUCAUAUACUGGCUAUAGUACAUCAACACCAAGUAACAAUCGAAUUUCUGAAGUGGUUUGUGGACUGGAAUAAUUCACGGGAGCUGAUUUACUGCUGCCCCGUCCCAGUAUGGAAAAGAUUUACUUGAUUUACGUUGUGGAGACAUCACUGACUGGUGAAAAUAUUCUGCUAACAAUGAAAAUAUUAGCAUGAAGCACAUGGUAGCCCACGUCUUGGUUCUAUGUUGAUUUUCCUAUGGGGAUUUAAUCCAAGUACAUGUUUUUUUUCUUAAACGCUGGUGUUUAGACCGAUAUCUGUCAGCUUUACUGUUUGUCUUCAUCUACUGGUCACAAAUUGUACUGAUAAAAUCUAUACAAUAUAAAUGUAAACGAUCAUUCUUAAUAAAGAUUAAAAACAAAUAA
Molecule: messenger RNA, 2254 nt
Organism: Cynoglossus semilaevis (tongue sole)
Lineage: Eukaryota; Metazoa; Chordata; Actinopteri; Pleuronectiformes; Cynoglossidae
Product: tripartite motif-containing protein 16
Exons: 1
Coding region: 465-1925 (486 amino acids)
Molecular function (GO): zinc ion binding
Source: RefSeq, a predicted model, not a curated record